This is a messenger RNA of Williopsis jadinii, 1270 nucleotides long. RefSeq names its product Zn(II)2Cys6 transcription factor domain-containing protein. Gene Ontology annotation, molecular function: DNA-binding transcription factor activity, RNA polymerase II-specific; zinc ion binding. NCBI's taxonomy places the organism in Eukaryota, Fungi, Ascomycota, Saccharomycetes, Phaffomycetales, Wickerhamomycetaceae. The transcript has a single exon. The coding region runs from base 238 to 999 and encodes 253 amino acids. Gene Ontology annotation, biological process: regulation of DNA-templated transcription. The record is from RefSeq and is a predicted model, not a curated record.
GUUCCUUUGAAGCAUCACGUUUAAAACACUUCUAUUCAGAUCUAUCAAAGCCUGUUGUCUUGGUAUAAGAGAUUCUGCGUUGAAGAAGAGCUGGUUACGAGUGUAUUAAACGUCACAUCCGCUUUAGAGAAAAUAACACUAGUGCUGCCCACAAUACUAAGUUGGGAGAUACUAAGAUAGAUACCAUCAAUUCAAGUUACAAAUCACUGUGUCACGCCCACGUUUGAAUACAUCAUAAUGGAAAAUAUUAACUAUCAGAGAUUCCUAUCACAAGAAGCCACGAUUUCAUCAAGCAAUCAAAAUGAAUCAUGUCAGCAACGCCAGCAGCGUCAACUACAGCUCCAGAGCCAUGUUUCCCCUCUUCAUAGUCCAACCACGGGUUACUAUGAGAGUACAAAUAUGAAUUCCAAUUACCCUUUACAAGGAGAACAAGCAACCCCUGCGGGCUGGCUCCAACCCGGAUUUCCAACAAACUGUGGUUCCUCCACCAUGGACUUCCCGCCCUUCGGUGUUGAGAACGCCACGGCUAGUACAAAACACGAGGAACACAACCAAUAUCCUCCUCACUCACAUAACUCCCAAUCUCCAGUGACAUCUGUAUCGCCUUCGAGUCCGGAUUAUACCUGUUUCUCAAAGAACCCAUCGGUAUCAUCGACUCUGUCUGGUCAUUCCGACUCUCCGGACUAUACGUAUUCCAAACAGUUUGCAGAGAAAAAAAAUGACACACUAGGCAAUGGGAAGGUGAAGAGAAGAAGUCGUAUGGGAUGUCUCACCUGCCGUCACAGAAAGAAACGUUGUUGUGAAACGAGACCUCGUUGUGUAGAAUGUGCGAGAUUGGGGCUCAAAUGCACUUGGCCAACACCAGGAAGUGAAUACAGAAACAAGCCAAAACACGUUAGAAUCAGUGACGGCAUGCACUACGAUCCGGUCUUCGGAAGUAUAAAGAUCCUCAGAGGUAUCGUCGAGUACAGAGCCGUCAAUGGCACUUCUGAUGAUUAAACGAAAUACCAUUGUACCUGUGGCGUUUUAGAUCUGACAUGCACAAUAUCUCACAGGUACAUGAAGCACCCUUGCGGUCAAAGUGGUACUUCAAGGACGGGUCUCUGGUUCGCGCGCGUCCCCGUCAGUACUAUCAUUUGAGGCAUGGUGAAAAACGAGGUUUCUGGAUAAAGUUCUAUUUUGAUUGUUGUAUAUCUACGAUUGGUUGUUGUUGUUACUGUAUAUUUGCCCACUUUUUCGGGUUGAUAAAUGCUAAUAUGAUGAGUUUUAU